AUGAUUCCCCCAGCGGACUCUCUGCUUAAGUAUGACACCCCGGUGUUGGUGAGCCGGAAUACUGAGAAACGGAGCCCCAAAGCUCGGCCACUGAAAGUCAGCCCUCAGCAACCUGGACCCUCGGGUCCCGUCCCACAGCCACCCAAGACCAAGCUCCCCUCAACUUCCUGUGUCCCAGAUCCUACAAAGCAAGCAGAAGAAAUCUUGAAUGCCAUCCUGCCCCCAAGGGAGUGGGUGGAGGACACGCAGCUGUGGAUCCAGCAGGUGUCCAGCACCCCCAGCACCAGGAUGGACGUGGUGCACCUCCAGGAGCAGCUGGACCUGAAGCUGCAGCAGCGGCAGGCCCGGGAGACGGGCAUCUGCCCCGUGCGCCGGGAGCUGUACUCGCAGUGUUUUGAUGAGCUGAUCCGCGAGGUCACCAUCAACUGUGCGGAGCGGGGGCUGCUGCUGCUGCGGGUGCGGGACGAGAUCCGCAUGACCAUCGCCGCCUACCAGACCCUGUACGAGAGCAGCGUGGCGUUCGGCAUGAGGAAAGCACUGCAGGCCGAGCAGGGGAAGUCAGACAUGGAGAGGAAAAUUGUAGAGUUAGAAACGGAAAAGCGAGAUCUGGAGAGGCAAGUGAACGAGCAGAAGGCAAAAUGUGAGGCUGUUGAGAAGCGGGAGAGUGAGAGGAGACAGGUGGAGGAGAAGAAGCACAACGAGGAGAUACAGUUCCUGAAGCGGACGAAUCAGCAGCUGAAGGCCCAACUGGAAGGCAUUAUUGCACCAAAGAAGUGA
Messenger RNA from Rangifer tarandus platyrhynchus (Svalbard reindeer), 777 nucleotides. The record is from the annotation of a GenBank genome assembly. Lineage: Eukaryota; Metazoa; Chordata; Mammalia; Artiodactyla; Cervidae.